ACGCGGCCGGGGCGGACACGGCGGCGGCGGCGGGCUCUCCUUCGACGACACGUUCGUCAGGUUCGCCACGGAGAAUCCAUGGGCGGAGCUGGAGCAGAAGAAAGGCCUGUCGUCGGCGCUGGGGCCGCUGAAUAGCAGCAGCGGCGGUGGAGGGGACAGGAUGAGAAACCAGCCCGGCUCGCGGAACGACUCUCCAGCCGGGUCGCCGGCGCCGGGACAGGAGCAGGACAGUCUGCCCGUGCCGGACGACGACGACAGCUUUGUGUAGCGCUGCGGUGCGUGAACUGUGAACUUUGGGACAGGAUGAGCCAUGGACUGCUAGGAGAGGAGGCUAUCGCCGUGGUCCUUAGUGAAGUGUUUGGUGACCAGGUGUGGCACCGCGGCAAUGGGCUGCUGUCAGUGGCUGCCCAGGACUCUGGCGUUUUGAAGCCAGAACGGACUGUCGAGUGAGAGACUAGUGGCAAAACGAUCUGGUGACAGUGUCGUCAGCGGUGAAGUGUCAAUUUGUGAUGCGCUGUCGAUGAAUUGGAGGGCCGGCCAUGCUGGGCGCAUGUGCGUCGAAUUGUGCUAUUCAUCAUGCCUCGCUCGUUUUCAUUUUAGCGUUCAUCACAAUGAAAGCCGAUACCAUCUCGAUCGUUUGUACCAUCAUUUUUUUUUUUUUUGUAAUCCCACCCAUUGGGGUUAUCGUGCGGUUUUAUGCCACUGUUGUAGUGUUGUACAUAUGUAUCCUGCGUUGUACGUAUUCGCGCUUUGACGAGUUGACUGUUCUCAAACUCGACAAGCGCCGGGUGUUGUGUUCAUUUUAAUGACUGCAACUGACCAUUGCCUGUUUUUGUCAGUACCCUGCCAACCUUCCUGGUUUUGGAUAACACCGUAUUACGCUGUAAUGCUACUGGCAAUAAAUAUGGCACUUGCUCGUCUGGUCUACAUAACUGAGCGACAGACAAAAGUGAAACUUUCAGGAGCGAUGGCUCCGAAGUGUAAAACUGGCUGCGGCAAAAACGCCAUCCUAAAGCGCCCGAAGACUGGCGACGCGCUGUGCCGCGAGUGUUUCUUCUGGGCAUUUGAGACGGAGGUUCACAACACGGUGACGGCGGCACGUCUGUUCCGGCGCGGCCAGUACGUGGCGGUGGCGGCCAGCGGAGGCAAGGACUCCACCGUGCUCGCCCACGUCAUGAAGGAGCUCAACCAGAGGUACGACUACGGCCUGCGCCUGGUGCUGCUCAGUAUCGACGAGGGUAUCACGGGGUACCGCGACGACAGCCUGGAGACGGUCAAAAGGAACCGGGACCAGUACGGCAUACCGCUCACCGUGCUCUCGUAUGAGGACCUGUACGGCUGGACCAUGGAUGACAUCGUAAAACAGGUGGGUCUGCGGAACAACUGCACGUUCUGCGGCGUGUUCCGGCGCCAGGCGCUGGACCGCGGCGCCGCCCAGCUGGGUGUCGACCAGAUCGUCACCGGGCACAAUGCUGACGACAUCGCCGAGACGGUAGUGAUGAACGUGCUGAGGGGCGACAUCGCGCGCCUGCAGCGGUGCACUGCCAUCAGCACGGGUACCGAGGGUUCCAUCCCACGCUCUAAGCCUUUCAAAUACACCUACGAGAAGGAGAUCGUCAUGUAUGCCUACUUCAAGAAGCUCGACUACUUCUCUACAGAGUGCAUCUAUUCACCCAACGCGUACAGGGGUUACGCGCGCGCCUACCUGAAGGACCUGGAGGCGAUCCGAGCCACCUCCAUCAUCGACAUCAUCCACUCGGGGGAGAGCCUGGCGGUGCGCGACGCCGCCCGGCUGCCCACGCAGGGCACCUGCUCGCGCUGUCAGUACAUCUCGUCCCAGCCCGUCUGCAAGGCGUGCGUGCUGCUGCAGGGACUGAACCAGGGCCGGCCACGACUGGGGAUCGGGAAGAGCAGCAAGGUGCAGGAGCGGGCGCGCGAGACAGAGGGAGAGAGCGACGACCGGUCGGAGGUCGACUCCGCCACGGUCACCGUCGGCGCCGGCUAAUGAAAACGACCUGUCCCAGCUGCUACUUGUCACUUGUUUGUGGGAUAUUGUGCCUAUAUAUAAAUUAUUUUGCA
Molecule: messenger RNA, 2079 nt
Organism: Amphibalanus amphitrite
Lineage: Eukaryota; Metazoa; Arthropoda; Thecostraca; Balanomorpha; Balanidae
Product: cytoplasmic tRNA 2-thiolation protein 1-like
Exons: 8
Coding region: 806-2005 (399 amino acids)
Biological process (GO): tRNA wobble position uridine thiolation
Cellular component (GO): mitochondrion; cytosolic tRNA wobble base thiouridylase complex
Molecular function (GO): tRNA binding
Source: RefSeq, a predicted model, not a curated record